AUGGAUUCCGCCAAGGUCCCAGUCAAGCUCGUCAAGGUCACCAGAGUCCUCGGCCGUACCGGCUCCCGUGGAGGUGUGACCCAGGUCCGCGUCGAAUUCAUGGACGACACCACCCGUUCCAUCAUCCGCAACGUCAAGGGUCCAGUCCGUGAGGAUGACAUCCUCUGCUUGCUCGAGUCUGAGCGUGAGGCUAGGAGACUGAGAUAG
Molecule: messenger RNA, 207 nt
Organism: Zasmidium cellare ATCC 36951
Lineage: Eukaryota; Fungi; Ascomycota; Dothideomycetes; Mycosphaerellales; Mycosphaerellaceae
Exons: 4
Coding region: 1-207 (68 amino acids)
Biological process (GO): ribosomal small subunit assembly; maturation of SSU-rRNA; translation
Cellular component (GO): ribosome; cytosolic small ribosomal subunit
Molecular function (GO): structural constituent of ribosome
Source: RefSeq, a predicted model, not a curated record